This is a messenger RNA of Paraphaeosphaeria sporulosa, 2260 nucleotides long. RefSeq names its product general substrate transporter. The record is from RefSeq and is a predicted model, not a curated record. Gene Ontology annotation, biological process: transmembrane transport; carbohydrate transport. Gene Ontology annotation, cellular component: membrane. Bases 386 to 1969 code for a protein of 527 amino acids. The transcript has a single exon. NCBI's taxonomy places the organism in Eukaryota, Fungi, Ascomycota, Dothideomycetes, Pleosporales, Didymosphaeriaceae. Gene Ontology annotation, molecular function: carbohydrate:proton symporter activity.
UUGCAUGGUGUUUUGAUCAAGCGUUGAGGCGUGCAGAUUGGGGAAUUGCAGUAGGUAACAGUUCGAUAAUCCGGAGCGCCCGGAGAAUCGCCAGCCGAUGAGGAGCCCCGUGGCAGGCUACUCCACCCUAGGCUGGUACGCCCACAGAGCAAUAAUGUGGGGAGGGGACUGAGUACAAGUACUCUCGCUCUCCUACAUCGUCCUUCGCUGUUCACACUCUCUGUUGUCACAAGGAGCUGUGUCUAGUGUCGUUCCCAGUCUUUGCAGCGUGCUUUCCAUUCACGAGGCGAGGACUACUUCCCCUGCACUAAACGCGACCGCAUUCGUCAGUCGCAAUCCAUUUUCCUCGGACAUCCGUCCCAAAAAACAGACCCGACUCCUCACGAUGGGUCUCCAGGGCGGCUCCCUGCGCAUGGCGCAGCUCCUCCUCGUUGUGCUCCCUGCUUUCGUCCUGUUUGGGUACAACCAAUCCGGCGUGGGCGGUCUCCUCUCUCUGCGCGACUGGAACGACAACUUUCCGGAAAUCGAUACCAUCGAUGCCACGGGUGCGGAGAAGUCGCACACAUCCACUGUACAGGGUGCAGUCGUUUCCACCUUCACCAUUGGUGCGCUUUUUGGUGCACUGAGCUGCUCCUGGGUUGGAGACGUGCUCGGCAGACGCAAGACCACUCUUGUGGCUGCCAUUCUCACACUUAUCGGCGAGAUUCUCCAGUGCACCAGCUUCUCGCUCGCACAAUUUAUCGUUGGCCGCUUCUUUCUCGGAUGGGGAGUUGGCAUGUUAAGCACCACUGUCCCCGUUUGGCAGUCUGAGUGUGCGUCCACUGCAAAUCGAGGCAAGCACGUUGUCUUGGAUGGGUGUUUCAUUAGCUUGGGCUACACCCUAGAGGCCUGGAUCAACCUCGGAUUCUUCGAGCAGGACAACUUGCCCCUGCAGUGGCGCCUGCCCUUGGCUAUCCCCUGCGUGAUCUCAAUGGUCCUGAUUUCUGCUGUUUUGUUCAUCCCCGAAAGCCCCAGGUGGCUCGUCAACAAGACCAGGGUACAGGAAGCCAAGGAGAGCUUGGCCAGGUUCAAGGGAUUGAGCACUGAAGACCCUGAGGUCGUUGCUGAGAUCGGCGGCAUUGAGCUGGCUCUUGAAGAGACUGGAAGAAGCGCGGCGAAGCUGUCCGACAUCUUCACGAAUGGCAAAGAGCGACUACUCUACCGAUUCUCGCUAUGUAUCUUCCUGCAGUUCCUGCAGCAAAUGUGUGGCAGCAACCUCAUUUCUACAUACUCAACCGUAAGUCACAUCCGACGCUUAUCCCAACUACUAUACUCACCACCCUUGCAGAUCAUCUUCCAGCAAGGCCUCGGCAUGAACGCCGAGAUGUCCCGCAUCCUCAGCGGCGGAGCCCUCACCUGGAAAUUCCUUUCCUGCUUUGUUGCUUUCUUCACCAUCGACCGCUUCGGCCGCCGCAAGCUCUUCAUGUUCAGCGGCGCAGGCAUGGCUUCCUGCAUGCUCGCGUUGGCCGUCGCCUCGAGCUUCCCCAAGAGCAAUCACGCCGCGCAGAUCGCCUCCGCCUUCUUCGUCUUCCUCUUUAACUUCUUCAUCCCCAUCGGCUUCCUCGGCGCAAACUUCCUCUACUGCGCUGAAGUCGCCCCGACACGCCUACGCGUCGCCAUGUCCGGAAUCUCUACAGCAAACCACUGGCUUUGGAACUUCGUCGUCAACAUGGUCACCCCCGUGGCUAUCGAGACGAUCGGCUGGAAGUACUACCUCGUCUUCCUCUGCAUCUCGGCCAUCAUUAUCCCCGUGGUGUUCCUCUUCUACCCCGAGACUAUGGGCCGCAGUCUGGAGGAGCUCGAGAUGAUGUUCUCCGAGGGCAAGUCGAUUACGGGCAUUGUGCGGGAGUCGCGGAAGCCGCUCAACGGCGGGCUGCUGCCGGAACGGUACCAGGAGAAGCUGGAGAAGACCGAGGACGAGUACGCGUGAAGGGCACUGGAUCUGAGACGGCGAGAUGGAUUUUUGAUACGAGGGAGAAGUCACGAAUUCAUGAGUUAUGUAUCGUUAGCCAAAAUGCGCUAGAGAACGAAAAAUAUGAGGCUUUUCGGGAAAAUUCGGGUGGUGAUCCACUUAGUCCAUGUUCCUGCCAACGUGCGCGCUGAUAAUGUCGACGCUUUAGAGCUUCGUGCGAGGGGUUGUUGUGUCACAUGGACAAGUAAAGUGGGCUUGCAAGGACCGGUGGAAGAGAAUAGAAAGGCCGAUCCAUGCGAGUGCACAUAU